Hordeum vulgare subsp. vulgare (domesticated barley) is the source of this 509-nucleotide messenger RNA. Its product is annotated as anther-specific protein MZm3-3-like. The coding region runs from base 1 to 288 and encodes 95 amino acids. The record is from RefSeq and is a predicted model, not a curated record. The transcript has 2 exons. NCBI's taxonomy places the organism in Eukaryota, Viridiplantae, Streptophyta, Magnoliopsida, Poales, Poaceae.
AUGGCGGCGACCACGGGCCAGGCGGCCCUCCUGGUCCUGCUGCUGGUGACCCUGGGCGGCGCGGCCAAGGCGCAGCCGCCGCGCGGCACCUGCGGGGCGCAGCUGAGCCAGCUGGCCCCGUGCGCGCGGUACAGCGUGCCGCCGAUGCCGGGGCAGGCGCUCCCGGCGCCCGGGCCCGAGUGCUGCUCGGCGCUGGGGUCCGUGUCCCGCGACUGCGCCUGCGGCGCCAUCGACAUCAUCAACAGCCUCCCCGCCAAGUGCGGCCUCCCGCGCGUCUCCUGCCAGUGAUCGCCGCCUGGCUCCAUGCAACGACAAGAGGAACAACUGAAGAAGGCGAGGAUGAAUAAGACGUCGAUGGUCGGAGCAGACAUCGAGUAGUAGUGGUAGUAGUACUCAGUGGCUGUCCGGUUCGCCUAGAUCGAUCUCCUGUGAUCCAUUAGAGGCUCUCGUGUUUGUUGCCAUCUGGUGAAAGUCGGAUUGAUAAUAACAAUGGAACCAAUUUGCAGCGA